Condylura cristata (star-nosed mole) is the source of this 6808-nucleotide messenger RNA. RefSeq names its product collagen, type IV, alpha 3 (Goodpasture antigen) (gene COL4A3). Gene Ontology annotation, cellular component: collagen trimer; basement membrane. Gene Ontology annotation, molecular function: extracellular matrix structural constituent. The record is from RefSeq and is a predicted model, not a curated record. The coding region runs from base 7 to 5007 and encodes 1666 amino acids. NCBI's taxonomy places the organism in Eukaryota, Metazoa, Chordata, Mammalia, Eulipotyphla, Talpidae. The transcript has 52 exons.
CUCACCAUGAGCGCCCGCGCUGCGCUCCUGCCGCCUCUCCUGCUGCUGCUUCUGGCUGCCGCGGCCGCGGAGGGCAAGGGCUGCAUCUGUAAAGACAGAAGCCAGUGUUUCUGCAGCGGGACCAAAGGGGAGAAGGGAGAGGAAGGUUUCCCCGGACCCCCUGGUUCUCCUGGCCAGAAGGGAUUCCCAGGUCCUGAAGGCCAGCCUGGACUACAGGGACCCAAGGGCUCCCCGGGACUCCCAGGACUCACUGGCCCCAAAGGCAUAAGGGGACUACCUGGAUUGCCAGGAUUUUCAGGUCCUCCUGGACUUCCAGGUGCCCUGGGCCUUCCUGGGCCGUAUGGACUUCCUGGCCUCCCAGGAUGCAAUGGUUCCAAGGGGGACCCAGGCCUCCCAGGACUCCCAGGCACCCCCGGCUACCCAGGCACCCCGGGCACUGCUGGCUCGAAGGGAGAGAAGGGCGCUCCUGCUGAAGGGCCAGGCCUCGAUCUGGGCGGGGAAGGCGACCCGGGAUUGCCAGGAGUUCCAGGGCCCCAGGGUCCGCCAGGCCUCCCGGGUGCCCCCGGACCUGAGGGCCCACCUGGCCCUCGAGGAUUCCCCGGCUUUCCAGGAGCCGUGGGCCAUCCAGGACCUAAGGGUCACAUGGGCGACAAAGUGAUUGGACAAAAAGGAGAGCGGGGUGUACAAGGAUUGAGAGGACCCCCGGGGGCCCCAGGAGCAGUGAUUGUGACGCAGACCGUCUCAGACAACUACACGGACUUCACAGGCGAGAAGGGCGAGCCAGGAGACGUGGGCCUGUUCGGACCUCCUGGGCCCCAAGGGCCACCUGGAGGUUUCUACGGCUCGGAAAAAGGCGAUCGAGGGGAUCCUGGUGCACAGGGAACACCUGGGAGAGAUGGCAUCCCCGGCAUCCCCGGCACAAAGGGAGCCAAAGGCAGCAGAGGCUUCCCUGGGCUAAGGGGUGAAGACGGUGUGAAGGGACAGAAAGGAGACACCGGCCCUCCCGGAUAUCCCGGUCCAACAGAGUAUUACGAUAUGUACUAUCAGAAAGGAGAUACAGGAAUUCCUGGCCCUCCAGGACACAAAGGAGCCCGUGGUCCAAUGGGUCCCAUCGGCCCCCCAGGCCCCCCUGGAAGUCCUGGGUUGUCAAGGCCAGGCCCCUACGGAGAUCCUGGACCUCCAGGUGUGAAAGGAAGUAAAGGGGAGCAAGGACCCCCAGGAAGGGAUGCCGUGGGCCCUCCUGGGGCCCCAGGUUGCCCUGGCUCACCAGGCCCUAAGGGCUCACCAGGCUGUCCAGGACCACCAGGUGACGUCAUCUUCCGCAAGGGCCCACCAGGAGAUGAGGGGUGUCCAGGCCAGCCGGGGCCUCCUGGAUCCCCAGGGAUGAAGGGGUUCAAAGGGGAGCCAGGCAUGCUGUGUACCCAGUGCCCUUGUGUCCCUGGCCCUCCCGGCCCCCCGGGGUGUCCAGGGUUGGAUGGCGCCAAAGGAAUCCCAGGAAGACAAGGGCCAUCUGGUGAUAAAGGAAGCCCAGGCUCCCCAGGAAGUGUGGGUCCCCCAGGAUCUCCGGGAUACCCAGGAGCCCCAGGUGACCCAGGCCGUAAAGGAGAAAAAGGUGAAAUCUCUCAGCCAGAGGGAUCAACGGGGUCCCCAGGGGACCCAGGGUACAGAGGGCAUCCUGGAAGAAAGGGUUUGGAUGGGACUCCUGGAAGUCCAGGAAUGAAAGGAAUUCGAGGACCUAAAGGCAAUCGGGCCCUGAGUGGUGAGAAGGGGGACCAGGGUCCUCCAGGGAAUCCUGGCAUCCCUGGGCUCCCAGGACCCCCAGGAUCAGCUGGACCGCCCAACUAUGGACCGCCGGGAGAGCCUGGCCCAAAGGGCAACCAAGGCGUCCCCGGAGCCCCUGGGCCACCUGGAGAAGCCGGUCGCAAGGGAGAAGCGCGUUUUUCAGUACCAAUCCCAGGCCUCCCAGGGCCUCCAGGGCCUCCUGGUCGUGCCGGCCCCCCAGGUCCUCCUGGUAUCCCUGGAGCCAAAGGAAGGUGUGGUGACCCUGGUCUUCCCGGGGAUGAUGGUGAGCCAGGAAUUCCAGGAAUUGGAUGUCCUGGGCCUCCUGGACCAAAGGGAGAUCAAGGUUGUCCAGGAACAAAAGGAUUACCUGGUUGUCCUGGAGAAAUAGGAAAACCGGGGUUGCCAGGAGAGCCAGGUCUCCCAGGAGCCAAGGGAGAACCAGGACUAGCCAUGCCUGGAGGGCCAGGAACACCCGGUUUUCCAGGAGAAAAAGGCAAUUCUGGGGAAAAUGGAGAAAUUGGACUCCCUGGACUUCCAGGUCUCCCUGGAAUUCCAGGAGCUGAAGGGCUUGAUGGACCACGAGGGGAUCCAGGCCUGCCUGGAGCUCCCGGAGUGAAAGGACUCCCCGGGAGGUGUAUGGAGGGCCCCAUGGGAGCCCAAGGCCUGCCAGGCUUGAAUGGAUUGAAAGGGCGACAAGGCAGAAAAGGUGAGAUGGGCACUAAAGGAGACCCAGGCAUUCCAGGCUUGGGAAGACCAGGAUUUCCUGGAGAACCUGGGCCACCGGGACCGCCAGGUCCCAGAGGUGCGAUGGGGCCACUUGGUCAGAAAGGACAUCCAGGAAGUCCAGGAUUUAUGGGGUUUCCAGGCGAAAAAGGAAUGGUUGGCUUGAUGGGUUUUCCUGGAAACAUCGGCCCUCCGGGGCUUCCUGGGCAACCAGGUGUCCCUGGGCAAAAGGGUGACCUUGGAAUGCCAGGAGCAAAGGGCGAGAAAGGACUUAAAGGAUUUCCAGGCGAAAGGGGAGAAAAAGGAGUCACUGGCCCUUCUCAAAUGGCCUACUUAGUGGGGGACAAAGGAGAACCAGGCCUCAAAGGAUUGGCAGGAAAGCCGGGUGAGAAGGGAAACAGAGGCCUCCCAGGGCCACCAGGCUUUCAAGGCCCCAGAGGUUUCCCAGGACCACCAGGACCACCAGGCCCUAAAGGAGACCCAGGCAGCGACGGGUACCCAGGAUAUCCAGGACCACCGGGUAUGCCAGGAAGCAUGGGGAGCAUGGGACUGCCAGGUUCUAAAGGAAUGAAAGGAACCCUGGGGCUCCCAGGUCACAAUGGAAGACCAGGCCUGCCUGGUGCUCCUGGUCCCCAAGGAGAUAAGGGAGAGCCAGGUUAUCCUGAAGGUGUAAGGCCAGGACUGCCUGGACCAAAGGGAGAUCCAGGAUUUCCAGGUGAAACAGGAAAGAAAGGAGAAAGAGGAUUUCCUGGCGCACCUGGCCCUUUGGGGCCAGCUGGACCUGAUGGUGCACCUGGAAGUCCCGGAAGACCUGGUCAGCCAGGAAUGCCAGGUCCUGAUGGUGAGCAGGGAUUCAAAGGAAUCAGAGGCUUCCCUGGCUUUCCUGGCUUCAAAGGCUUUCCAGGUCCUCCGGGAUUCCCAGGAGACCCUGGACCAAUGGGCCCAAGAGGUGACCAAGGACGUGAUGGAAUUCCUGGCCCAGCAGGAGAGAAGGGAGAACCAGGACUGUCGGAGGUACUUCCAGGCCCCAAAGGGAAGACUGGUGCUCCAGGACCCAAAGGGGACCCGGGAGCCCCAGGCUUGCCUGGCCUUCCAGGCAGGAAGGGGUUACCGGGAGAUGUUGGGCCACAAGGACCCACAGGCAUGGCAGGACUCCCUGGGGUACCCGGUGAUCCUGGCAUAUUCAUCCCUGGCCCAAAAGGAAAUCCAGGUCCUCCAGGCCCAAGAGGAAACUCAGGUGAACCUGGUCCCCCCGGUCCUCCAGGAAGUCACGUAAAAGGCAUAAAAGGAGAAAAAGGGUUUAUGGGCCCGCCUGGACCCAGAGGUCCUCCUGGAGCCAUAGGAGAAAUUGGGCCUUUUGGCCCUCCGGGAGCACCAGGUAGCCCAGGAAUGCCCGGACUCAGGGGUGAUCCUGGAUACUACGGAUUUCCAGGCAUGGAAGGAGAGAAGGGUAAUCCAGGAUUUCUGGGACCAAUGGGACCUCCAGGGAGAAUUGGGCCAAAAGGACCACCAGGUGCACGUGGAGACCCUGGCACAGUGAAGAUCAUCUCCCUUCCAGGAAGCCCAGGGCCACCUGGUCCACCUGGACCCCCAGGGAUGCAAGGAGAACCUGGACCCCCGGGACCACCAGGAAGGCAAGGACCCUGUGGGCCAAGAGGUGAACCAGGCAGGGAUGGAAGGCCAGGAACUCCUGGCCCAGUUGGAGAAAAGGGCUUCAAAGGCUAUAAAGGAGCAAAAGGACCACCUGGAAGGGACGGACCACCAGGAAUGAAGGGGAUACCUGGAGAACCAGGACCACCUGCCCCCGUGGAGGGAGUGAGGGGCUUCCUCUUCACGCGGCACAGCCAGACCAGAGCGACCCCCCUGUGUCCAGAGGGUACAGAGCCGCUCUACAGUGGCUUUUCUCUGCUUUUCGUACAAGGAAAUGAACAAGCACUUGGCCAAGACCUGGGAACUCUAGGCAGCUGUUUGCAGCGAUUUACUACGAUGCCAUUCUUAUUCUGUGACCCCAAUGAUGUAUGUAAUUUCGCAUCGCGAAACGAUUAUUCAUACUGGCUGUCAACACCAGCUUUGAUGCCAGUGGACAUGGCUCCAAUUACUGGCAGGGCCCUGGAGCCUUAUAUUAGCAGAUGCACCGUCUGUGAAGGGCCUGCGGCGGCCAUUGCCAUCCAUAGCCAGACCACUGACAUCCCCACAUGUCCCCAGGGCUGGCUCUCUCUCUGGGAGGGAUUUUCUUUCGUCAUGUUCACGAGUGCAGGGUCUGAAGGUGCAGGGCAAGCCCUGGCCUCCCCUGGAUCCUGCCUGGAAGAAUUCCGAGCCAGCCCCUUUAUAGAAUGUCAUGGCCGAGGAACGUGCAACUACUAUUCGAACUCCUACAGUUUCUGGUUGGCGUCAUUAAACCCACAAAGAAUGUUCAGAAAACCUAUUCCAUCAACUGUGAAAGCUGGGGAAUUAGAAAAGAUAAUAAGUCGAUGCCGGGUGUGCAUGAAGAGUAAAUACUGAAGAAAUCAAAGAAAAUAGAAGAAAUCAAAGAAAAUAGAACUGAUGUUUUUCAUCCCAAAUAAUCAAGGAACAAUGGAGAGCAAGCAUUUAUUAGGAUAUUUUUCUUUAACCAACAGUAUUGCUCUAUGGCAGGUUGGAACAAAGCUUCUGUUUGUUUCUCUACCCAACAGAGCAUUUUUUAAGUUAGUUCAUGAGCCUGAUCUCCAAGCCUGUCUGUUUCAAAGUUGUGCUAGCUGGAUAGCAGAGAAGGCCAACUGGGUGCUCUAUUUGUAUAAAGUGUGAUGCUCAGGUUAAGGACUAGUCUCUGGUGCUGGUGCCCUGGGGUUCGGGGCCCCCCACUAGCCCCUCCAGACUUGCCCCUCCCAGGGCUAUGUUUGACAAUGAGGGGUGGCAGGGCUCUAUCCAUGUGAGACUGUUUCCCACCCCCUUCCUGGAACUUUAGACCCCACCCAGGGAAGGGGCUGGGGUCAGUGGGGAAAAUGACUACAUCUGGGCUUACAGACCUGUGGAGUAACCCCAGGCCUGAGGGAACCAGAAGUGAACUGAGGACUAUGGAUUUUCUGGGGUUCUUGCACACGUCCCCAAGACUACGGCCAAAGUGGAGGUCCUUGGAUGGUGUCAUAACAGCCUUGGGGAUCUGUAUUAUUGGGUUUUGUGUUUUUCAAUGAUAGCUUGUCCAUUGAAUUCAUUUCACUGAAGCAACAUAGCCCUCUUGUGUUCAAAAGAGGUUCCUCCUCACUGACUUCAUUUUUGAUCGAGCCCCUUUACACCUGCACUCUGAAAAGCAACCAGUUAUGAUUUCUUUUACCAGCACAUCCGCCCACUUUAGGGUGCUGCUCACGUGCACCCUUUCCCCCAUCCACACAUGUUGGUGCAGCCCUUUACUCAAUGAGUCGCUCCCUCCUCAGUGAAAGAAGGUAUUUAUUGGCUGAUAGGACUCAGAAUCCUAUUUUUCCUGUCCUCUAAAUAUUCCACUCACCCUGGUUAUUUACAGAUUUAUUCUGUUAUGUAAAAGCAUCUUUUUAUAUUCCAUAGUCUCGCAAACCAUGUUGAAAGCAUGCAUUGUUAAAACUCUUGGAGUACAAAUUGUAUAGCUUGGCAGCUGGAAGUCGCAAGACUUGCUUUUCCGGGCGUUGAUACAUUCCUAAGUUACUUAAUUCAACUUAACAAGCUUCUUAUUCAGCACCAAGCCAUGCCCCAGGCAGUGUGCUAAAUUUAUAAAGCUACUGAGGGGAAAAGAAGAGCCUUGUCUCUGGUCUAAUGUCCCAGGGAAGGUAACUUCCGGUUUCUGUUAAGAAUCCCUCAUACAGGAGUUGUUUUUCUCCCCCAUUGGUUACUAUGUCACUGUUCUUUUUUCAUUAUUACUAGUUCAGUAGGCCUGACUAUGGCCAGGAAGAGCCCAGGACUUCUGAGCUUCCUUUAGACUUCUGAGAAGCCAGGGUCUGGACAAGGUUAAGAAAAGAACGAUCUGCAAAGUACCGAAGAUCAGUUCUUCUUGGUGCUGUCACUACUUAGUGAAUGUCCCAGGCCAGUCAGGCUGAGACAAAGCUCUGAAGGUGCUUUUUCAUCCCUCCAGGUGGAGUUGGUGGUGCUGAUAUUUAAAUUCAGGUUCUUCAACCUCAAUUGCUUGGUGAGAAGGUGAUGAUGACCUGUGGUGAAGGUCCUUCCCUGCUCACCUGACUGCUGUCAAUGCAUUUACUCAUUAUUUAGACUCGUCUAAAAUUAUGGCUUUCUUGCUUUAAAAAUAUCCUGUUGUCCUGAUUGUACUUUAAAGGCCUAUGGGACUAGCUGACCACAAACC